This is a messenger RNA of Glycine soja, 1734 nucleotides long. RefSeq names its product serine hydroxymethyltransferase, mitochondrial-like. Bases 25 to 1578 code for a protein of 517 amino acids. Lineage: Eukaryota; Viridiplantae; Streptophyta; Magnoliopsida; Fabales; Fabaceae. Gene Ontology annotation, biological process: tetrahydrofolate interconversion; L-serine catabolic process; folic acid metabolic process. Gene Ontology annotation, cellular component: cytoplasm. The transcript is spliced from 15 exons. The record is from RefSeq and is a predicted model, not a curated record. Gene Ontology annotation, molecular function: pyridoxal phosphate binding; glycine hydroxymethyltransferase activity; zinc ion binding.
ACUGUCUGUCUCUAACAUAGUAACAUGGCAAUGGCAAUGGCAAUGGCACUUGGCAGGCUUUCAUCUUCCUUCAACAAGCCUUUACGUCCUCUCUUCAAUGCUGGCUCAGUUUACUACAAGUCCUCUUUGCCUGCUGAAGCUGCGUACGACAAUGAGAAAAGCUGUGAUACGGAAUUGAAUGCUCCACUUGAGGUUGUUGAUCCUGAGAUUGCUGAUAUAAUUGAGCUUGAAAAAGCUAGACAAUGGAAGGGACUGGAACUGAUACCCUCCGAGAAUUUCACUUCUGUCUCUGUAAUGCAAGCUAUUGGCUCUAUCAUUACUAACACUCGGAAUGAAGGAUAUCCCGGUGCAAGAUAUUAUGGGGGAAAUGAGUAUAUUGACAUGGCAGAAACACUAUGUCAAAAACGUGCCUUGGAAGCAUUUCGGUUGGAUCCGGCUAAAUGGGGAGUGAACGUGCAGCCUCUGUCUGGUUCUUCUGCCAAUUUUCAAGUUUACACUGCAUUGCUAAAACCUCAUGAUAGAAUCAUGGGACUUGAUCUACCACAUGGAGGGCAUCUUUCUCAUGGAUACCAGACUGACACCAAUAAGGUAUCUGCAGUCUCCUUAUUUUUUGAGACAAUGCCAUAUAGACUGAACGAAAACACGGGACACAUUGACUAUGAUCAGUUGGAGAGUACGGCGAAACUCUUCAGGCCAAAAUUAAUAGUUGCUGGAGCUACAGCUUAUGCACGUCUGUAUGAUUAUGCACGCAUUCGCAAGGUGUGUGAUAAACAGAAAGCUGUGCUGUUGGCAGAUAUGGCACACAUCAGUGGAUUAGUUGCAGCUGGUGUUAUCCCUUCACCUUUUGAUUAUGCAGAUGUAGUGACUACCACAACUCACAAAUCACUCCGUGGCCCUCGCGGAGCUAUGAUCUUCUUCAGGAAGGGGGUAAAAGAAAUUAACGAAAAAGGAGAAGAGGUGAUGUAUGACUAUGAAGACAAAAUCAAUAGAGCUGUGUUUCCUGGACUGCAAAGUGGUCCUCACUUCCACUCUAUUACUGGUUUAGCUGUUGCAUUGAAGCAGGCUACAACUCCAAACUAUAGAGCAUACCAAGAGCAGGUUCUCCGUAAUUGCUCAAAAUUUGCACAGGCACUGAGUGAGAAGGGCUAUGAGCUUGUUUCUGGUGGAACUGAGAAUCAUCUACUUUUGGUGAAUCUGAAGAGCAAGGGUAUUGAUGGCUCCAGAGUUCAGAAGGUGUUGGAAUCAGUUCACAUUGCAGCUAACAAAAACACAGUUCCAGGAGAUGUGUCAGCUAUGGUUCCUGGUGGUAUCAGAAUGGGAACUCCUGCUCUUACUUCUAGGGGAUUUGCUGAGGAGGAUUUUGUUAUGGUGGCAGAGUUUUUUGAUGCAGCUGUAAAUUUAGCUGUGAAGAUCAAGUCAGAGACAAAAGGAUCAAAAUUGAAGGACUUCUUGGCCACAAUUCAGUCAUCUUCUUACUUUCAGUCAGAGAUUGCAAAGCUUCGCCAUGAUGUUGAGGAGUACGCAAAACAAUUUCCAACCAUUGGUUUUGAUAAAGAAACCAUGAAGUACAACAAAUGAGAGGAAAAUUUUCCAUUAGACAUUUAUGUCAAAUCAUAUCAUGUUUCAUUUCCCGGAAAAGCUACGCUAGUAAGCUGGCUACGCUAGUAAGCUGGCUUGAUCAGCACAAUAAAAGAAAAAUUUCCAUUGCUAAUUGAAGAUAGCUGGAUUCCUUUA